CUGUCAUCACUUAAGGGUUCCACACCAAUUUGGCCCCUCCUUUUUUUUUGUUUAGCUCUUCUCUAAAUUCAUUUCCAUUUACUGACUCUCCUUUCCUUUGUAUCAAUUCGAUUUCAAGAAGUUGAGAGCAUGAAGAUCUUCAAUUGGGUGCAAAGAAGGUUUCAUAAUGGUGUCCUUAAAGAUGGGUUAGCCCGAAAUGUGAAAAAAGCUGAAUCCAUUACAAAUGAAGCUGACAAGCAAGCAUUGCUUAAACAAGUAGCCCUCGUCGAUGUUCUUGAUGGCUGGAGAGAUGGCAUUUUAACAAUUGGCACGUUAGGCCUUGACCCUUUAAAACCUUUCAAUCAGCAAAAUGAAUAUUUUGUUUUGGAAAGUGAAGGAGAGGAAGAUUCUGAAGAAGAAGAUGAUGAUGAUUAUAAUGACAACGAAGAGGAACAUGUACAAUACUCGAUCAGUAGCGAUGAUGACGAUGAUGAUAUUAAUGCUAGUGAUGAAGAAGAAGAGAACCCCUUAAUAUUCACAAGAUUUGAGCACAACUCUGAGGACAUUGGACCAGCUCUUGAUGCGAAUGCUAUCAAAUCUAAUAUGAUAAUGACGAUUGAUUCAAUUGAAGACAGCUCAUGUGAUCUUCAAAGAAAAAGAAAAGGUGAAAGAAUUACACUAGCAGAACUUUUCUUGGCGGACUCUGACAUGAAAAAGAAACCGGAUCCUGUAGAAAACGAACUCAAGUCAGGUCGAAAGCCACCUGUUCGUGGAAAGAACAGUUUAUCUUUUGCCAAGAAGCUCAUAUCUCAUGUCGGAGAGGAUUCACGUCCAAUCAAGAAAUUUAACCAAUUGAUGAGGAGGAUGUUAAAGAGAAAAAUCCAUCCUGAACUUGAAGGCAAAGGCGUUAAAACAGACUAUCAAAACAAGAGUAGCAUCAUGGAAUUUGGUAGUAGCAAAGGAAAUGAAGCAGUUUCUCUGCUUCUAAAUCCACCAGGUCUUACAGUCUGAACGUGUGAGUAAUGACCUGAUUAAUUUACUAGAAAACGUUUUCGGGUAUUGUUCUUAAUGAUUUUUUUUUUUGUUUUGUUAUUAAUUGUUAAUUAUGUGGACAAUGAUAAUGGGGUGGCCAUGUAUUUGUGAAUUGAACCAUGUGAUUCUGUUGUGUAAACUUAUUCUCUAGUGGGUGUGUUUGGAGUGUUGGAUGUUUGGUUGUCACAAAAGUCUUAACAGGUUUUGGUUGUUUAA
Messenger RNA from Ricinus communis (castor bean), 1227 nucleotides. Its product is annotated as protein TILLER ANGLE CONTROL 1. The record is from RefSeq and is a predicted model, not a curated record. Bases 130 to 990 code for a protein of 286 amino acids. The transcript is spliced from 5 exons. NCBI's taxonomy places the organism in Eukaryota, Viridiplantae, Streptophyta, Magnoliopsida, Malpighiales, Euphorbiaceae. Gene Ontology annotation, biological process: morphogenesis of a branching structure.